Messenger RNA from Miscanthus lutarioriparius, 2724 nucleotides. Lineage: Eukaryota; Viridiplantae; Streptophyta; Magnoliopsida; Poales; Poaceae. The record is from the annotation of a GenBank genome assembly.
AUGGAUGCCACCCGCUGCCUCCUCGCGUUCCUGCUGCUCCUGCUCCAAGCCAUUGCGGGCUCCUCCUCCGAUACCAAACACCUCAUCGCCGUCAGGUUCGCGCUCCACGACCCCACCGGCGCGCUCGCCGGCUGGGCCGCCGCCACCAACCGCAGCUCCCCGUGCCGCUGGGCGCACGUCUCUUGCGCCGAGAACUCCACGGCGGCCGUUGCGGGGGUUAAUCUUUACAAUCUCACCCUCGGCGGCGCCUUUCCCGCCGCGCUCUGCUCCUUGCGGUCCCUGGAGCACCUCGACCUCUCCGCGAACCAACUCAUGGGCCCGCUGCCGGCCUGCGUCGCGGCGCUCCCGACGCUCAUCCACCUCAACCUCGCCGGGAACAACUUCUCCGGCCAAGUCCCACCGUCGUGGGGCGCCGGGUUCCGCUCGCUUGCUGUGCUGAACCUGGUCCAGAACAUGCUCUCGGGCGAGUUCCCGGCGUUCUUGGCCAACCUCACCGGCCUCCAGGAGCUCCAACUCGCCUACAACCCCUUCUCUCCGUCGCCAUUGCCGGAGAAGUUCUUCGACCUACCCGGCCUCCGCGUGCUGUUCAUCGCCAACUGCUCCCUCAACGGUACCAUCCCCUCUUCCAUCGGGAAGCUCAAGAAUCUCGUCAAUCUGGACCUUUCGUCGAACAACUUAUCCGGUGAGAUACCAUCAAGCAUUGGGAAUCUGAGUUCUUUGGAGCAGAUCGAACUCUUCUCGAAUCAGCUCUCCGGUACUAUUCCCGUGGGUCUAGGAGGCCUCGAGAAGCUGCAUUCGCUGGACUUCUCCAUGAACCGGCUCACCGGGGAGAUACCGGAGGACAUGUUCACGGCGCCGAGGCUUGCGAGUGUGCACGUGUACCAGAACAAUCUGUCCGGUCCCUUGCCAGUGACGCUGGGGACGGCGGCGCCAAGUCUGUCUGACCUGAGGAUUUUCAGCAACCAGUUUUCAGGGCCGUUGCCGCCGGAGUUUGGGAAGAAUUGCCCGAUCGGAUUCCUGGACAUGUCGGACAACCGGCUGUCGGGUCCGAUUCCGGCGACGCUUUGUGCUUUCGGGAAACUAAACCAGCUCAUGUUGCUGGACAAUGAGUUUGAGGGCCCCAUUCCGGUUGAACUGGGGCAAUGCCGGUCACUCGUGAGGGUGCGGCUGCAGAGCAACAGAUUGUCUGGCCCAGUGCCACCAAAAUUUUGGGGAUUGCCCAAUGUCUACUUGCUGGAGCUUCGUGAGAAUGCACUGUCAGGGACGGUUGAUCCUGCCAUUGCCAGUGCCAAGAACCUAUCCACGCUGCUCCUACAGGACAACCGGUUCACUGGUACUCUGCCUACCGAGCUGGGGACCUUGGACAGCCUGCAAGAGUUCAAGGCCUCCAACAAUGGUUUCACUGGACCCAUACCUCGGUCGAUUGCCAAGCUUUCAUUGCUUUACAAUCUUGAUCUGAGCAACAAUUCUCUCUCUGGAGAGAUCCCAGGGGAUUUUAGUAAGCUGAAGAAACUGUCACAGUUGGACCUUUCAGAUAACCACCUCACUGGGAAUGUCCCUCCGGAGCUUGGGGAGAUCGUCGAGAUAAAUACGCUGGAUUUGUCAAACAAUGAGCUUUCUGGUCAGUUGCCUGUGCAGUUGGGGAAUCUCAAGCUAGCUCGUUUCAACAUAUCCUAUAACAAGCUCUCAGGGCCUUUACCCAGUUUCUUCAAUGGCUUACAGUACCAGGACAGCUUCUUGGGCAACCCUGGCCUGUGCUAUGGGUUCUGUCAGAGCAACGACGAUUCCGAUGCCAGACGGAGCAAGAUUAUCAAGACGGUGGUCUCCAUCAUAGGUGUUGGUGGGUUCAUCCUACUCAUUGGCAUCGCUUGGUUCGGCUACAAGUGCAGGAUGCACAAGAUGAGUGCUGCUGAAUUGGAUGAUGGGAAAUCUAGCUGGGUGCUGACAUCCUUCCACAGGGUGGAUUUCAGUGAGAGGGCCAUUGUCAAUAGCCUUGAUGAGAGCAAUGUGAUUGGCGAGGGCGGUGCAGGCAAGGUGUACAAGGUGGUUGUUGGGCCUCAAGGUGAGGCCAUGGCUGUCAAGAAACUCUGGCCUAGUGGUGUGGCAAGCAAAAGGAUAGACUCAUUUGAGGCUGAGGUUGCAACGCUAAGCAAAGUUCGGCACAGGAACAUUGUAAAGCUUGCAUGCAGCAUCACAAACAGUGUCAGCAGGUUGCUUGUCUAUGAGUACAUGACAAAUGGUAGCCUGGGGGAUAUGCUGCACAGUGCGAAACGCAUCAUCUUGGAUUGGCCCAUGAGGUAUAAGAUUGCUGUUAACGCUGCUGAAGGACUCUCAUACUUGCACCAUGACUGGUCUUGUGGAUAUAUCGCUCCUGAGUAUGCUUACACUCUCCAUGUCACUGAAAAGAGUGACAUCUAUAGCUUUGGUGUGGUGAUCCUUGAGCUUGUUACCGGAAAGAAGCCGAUGGCAGCAGAGAUUGGCGAGAUGGACCUGGUGGCGUGGGUAUCUGCCAGCAUUGAGCAGAACGGGCUAGAGUCUGUGCUUGAUCAGAACCUCGCUGAGCAGUUCAAGGAUGAAAUGUGCAAGGUUCUGAAAAUUGCACUGCUCUGUGUCUCAAAACUUCCAAUCAAACGACCACCAAUGAGGUCCGUGGUGACGAUGCUGCUGGAGGUCAAGGAAGAGAACAAGCCAAAGACGAAGGCGGCAGCAACUCUGCCCAUCUGA